Messenger RNA from Microtus ochrogaster (prairie vole), 1164 nucleotides. RefSeq names its product sarcoglycan alpha (gene Sgca). The record is from RefSeq and is a predicted model, not a curated record. Gene Ontology annotation, cellular component: sarcoglycan complex. Lineage: Eukaryota; Metazoa; Chordata; Mammalia; Rodentia; Cricetidae. The transcript is spliced from 9 exons. The coding region runs from base 1 to 1164 and encodes 387 amino acids.
AUGGCAGCAGCACUAACUUGGAUUCCUCUCCUUGUAGGUCUUCUGGCAGGGUUGAGGGACACCAAUGCCCAGCAGACAACUUUAUACCCACUCGUGGGUCGUGUUUUUGUGCAUCCCUUGGAACAUGCCACCUUCCUGCGCCUUCCAGAACACAUUGCGGUGCCACAUACUGUCCGACUCACCUACCGGGCCCACCUCCAGGGACAUCCAGACCUGCCCCGGUGGCUGCGCUACACACAGCGCAGUCCCUAUAACCCUGGCUUCCUCUAUGGAACUCCCACUCCAGAAGAUCGUGGACGCCAGGUCAUCGAGGUCACAGUUUACAACCGAGACAGCUUUGACACCACUAGACAGCGACUGCUGCUGCUGAUCGAGGAGCCCGAAGGUCCCCGGUUGCCGUACCAAGCCGAGUUCCUGGUGCGCAGCCAUGAUGUGGAAGAGGUUCUGCCCUCCACACCUGCCAGCCGCUUCCUCACCGCCUUGGGGGGACUCUGGGAGCCAGGGGAGCUCCAGUUGCUCAACAUCACUUCGGCCUUGGACCGUGGAGGUCGUGUUCCUCUUCCCAUUGAGGGACGGAAGGAAGGGGUAUACAUCAAGGUGGGCUCUGCCACGCCCUUCUCCACCUGCCUGAAGAUGGUGGCAUCACCUGACAGCUAUGCCCGUUGUGCCCAGGGACAGCCUCCAUUACUGUCCUGUUACGACACCUUGGCACCCCACUUCCGUGUUGACUGGUGCAAUGUAUCUUUGGUGGACAAGUCAGUGCCGGAGCCCCUGGAUGAAGUGCCUACUCCAGGUGACGGGAUCCUGGAACACGACCCAUUCUUCUGCCCACCCACUGAGGCCACAGGCCAAGACUUCCUGGCAGAUGCCUUGGUCACCCUCUUGGUGCCCUUGCUGGUGGCUCUACUGUUCACCCUGCUUCUGGCUUACGUCAUGUGCUGUCGGCGUGAAGGACGGCUGAAGAGGGACAUGGCCACCUCUGACAUCCAGAUGGUUCACCAUUGCACCAUCCACGGAAAUACAGAGGAGCUUCGGCAGAUGGCAGCCAGCCGUGAGGUGCCCCGGCCUCUUUCCACCUUGCCCAUGUUCAAUGUACGCACGGGAGAGCGGUUGCCUCCUCAAGUGGACAGCGCACAAGUGCCCCUCAUCCUGGACCAGCACUGA